Molecule: messenger RNA, 599 nt
Organism: Carassius auratus (goldfish)
Lineage: Eukaryota; Metazoa; Chordata; Actinopteri; Cypriniformes; Cyprinidae
Gene: atp5if1a
Product: ATP synthase inhibitory factor subunit 1a
Exons: 3
Coding region: 99-425 (108 amino acids)
Biological process (GO): negative regulation of ATP-dependent activity
Cellular component (GO): mitochondrion
Molecular function (GO): ATPase inhibitor activity
Source: RefSeq, a predicted model, not a curated record
CUGUGUGAUCCGGGUCACUCUCUGCUCGGUCACUUCCGUGUUCCGAUCUGCACAAGGGCAAACUCUUCUGUCUGACAGUCUGGUCAUCAGUCUCAGUCAUGGCUCGACAGCUGCUCAGAGGAGCUCUGAGAGGAUAUUUCACCUCAUCGCUCCGGAUGGGAUCCGAUCAGCUGGGUGAUCUGGGGGCAGGAGCAGGUAAAGGUGGAGGAGCGGGGGGGUCGGUGAGGGCGGCCGGAGGAGCGUUUGGGAAGAGAGAGGCGGCGGAGGAGGAGCGCUACUUCAAGCAGAAGGAGAAGGAGCAGCUGGCCGCUCUGAAGAAACAUCAUGAAGAAGAGAUCGACCAUCACAAGAAGGAGAUCGAGCGUCUGCAGAGAGAGAUCGACCGACACAAGGGCAAGAUCCGGAAACUCAAACACGACGACUGAAGCUCCAGCAUCUUCAUCAUCAUCUUCAUCAUCACAUCUUGUGCCUGAGACCGUCUCUCUCUCUCUCUCAUAUUUGCAUGACUCCAUACUUUAGAAAUAAACCAAUGUUGAAUAAACAGUUUGAAAUGGUUUGUUGCUGUUAUGAAAAAUAAAGCACUCCUGAGUUUAUCGGAA